Messenger RNA from Mastomys coucha (southern multimammate mouse), 1698 nucleotides. RefSeq names its product glutathione S-transferase theta-3. Lineage: Eukaryota; Metazoa; Chordata; Mammalia; Rodentia; Muridae. Gene Ontology annotation, molecular function: glutathione transferase activity. Bases 167 to 892 code for a protein of 241 amino acids. Gene Ontology annotation, cellular component: cytoplasm. The record is from RefSeq and is a predicted model, not a curated record. The transcript is spliced from 5 exons. Gene Ontology annotation, biological process: glutathione metabolic process.
GAGGGAAGAUUGGGAUCGAGCGCUGAUCGAGGCUAAGAAGCACCGAGGGACCGGGACUCAGCCGUUCCCGCUCGCCGUUGCAGCUGCUCCUGCCUCUGUCCCCGGAGGCAGUUCACCUGAGGCCAGUCUCCGAGGUCUGACAGCGGCCACUCCCACAACCUCCGCCAUGGGUUUGGAGCUCUACCUGGACCUGAUGUCCCAGCCCUGCCGUGCAGUUUACAUCUUCGCCAAGAAGAAUGGCAUCCCCUUCCAGAUGCGUACCAUAGAGCUGCUUAAAGGUCAGCAGUACACGGAUUCCUUCGCUCAGGUGAACCCUUUGAGGAAGGUGCCGGCUUUGAAGGACGGGGACUUCCUCUUGGCAGAGAGUGUGGCCAUCUUGCUGUAUCUGAGUAGGAAGUACAAGGCCCCUGACCACUGGUACCCGCAGGACCUGCAGACUCGAGCUCGUGUGGACGAGUACCUGGCUUGGCAGCACACGGCCCUGCGGAGUUGUUGCACCAGGGCCAUGUGGCAGAAGAUGAUGUUCCCUGUGUUCCUGGGACAGCCCGUACCUCCUGAGAUGUUGGCAUCCACCUUGGCUGAACUGGAUGGGUGCCUGCAGAUGCUGGAGGACAAGUUCCUGCAGGAUCAGGCCUUCCUUACAGGAUCCCAUAUCUCCAUGGCUGACCUGGUGGCCAUCACAGAGCUGAUGCAUCCUGUCAGUGCUGGCUGCAAAGUGUUCGAGAGCCGACCCAAACUGGCUGCGUGGCGUCAGCGGGUGGAAGCCGAAGUGGGGGAGAGCCUCUUCCAGGAGGCCCAUGAAGUUGUCCUGAGAGCCAAGGAUAUGCCUCCCUUGAUGGACCCUACCUUGAAGGAGAAACUGAAGCUUUCGGUGCAGUGCUUGUUGCAUUGAGAGAAUAGCCUGACCUGGGAGACAGGCGGUCAAGGGAAACUCGGGGGAUGUGCGAGCGAAGAGAUGAGGCUGUCACUAGGACACAGAGUCUCUGGUCCACAGUUUCCUCUCCGAAUCACUGGCGUUCCCUCUGGGUCCCCACCUGGCUGGUGCUGUAACAUCAGCUCUUAUCUGACUUCAGGAGAGAGUUACAGGAAAAUACUUCGGAGAAAUUUUCCUGGCCAUAUCCCUUUUCUUUGAAACUUUACAAACCAUUGCUUGAACCUUCCCCCACUCUCCAAGCCAUACCUUUCUGGCUCCUUUUCUGCUUUCACAGUGACUUCCAAGCCCUUCAUAUAUGUAAAUAUAUAUGUAUAUAUAUACAUACACACAUAUAUACACACAUAUACAUAUAUAUACGUGUAUACACAUGUAUAGUAUAUGUGCAUGUGUGUAUAUGUAUAUGUGUGUAUACACACACGCACAUAUAUAUUUGAUAUCUGGCACCACGUGACCCUCUGUGCUCCUCAACCCUAGUGCCUCCUUUCUUCAGUUUUGGCAUGCAGGAUCUAUGAUCUCUCAGUUGAAUACAUGCGAGAGAUGGGGAUUGAUUAGUUGAAAGGCUUUUGUCCUCUGGGUCUUUGCUCCCUGCCAUAGAUAGGGUGCAGGGCUGGUUCAUGAUGAUCCUUUGCAGGAGUGGAAGUUUCCUGGUAUGCCCUGACUGCUGCCUUCGGCCUGUCUCUGGCUCCAAAUUGUCAAGCCUCUUAUUCUUGUGCCACAGGACGUCUUUUAUGUGCCUUACCUAAUAAAUAUAUUGUUAACAGAAA